Messenger RNA from Lampris incognitus (smalleye Pacific opah), 4002 nucleotides. Its product is annotated as cingulin-like protein 1. Bases 220 to 3474 code for a protein of 1084 amino acids. Gene Ontology annotation, cellular component: myosin complex. The record is from RefSeq and is a predicted model, not a curated record. The transcript has 19 exons. NCBI's taxonomy places the organism in Eukaryota, Metazoa, Chordata, Actinopteri, Lampriformes, Lampridae.
ACCCGGGAGGAGCGGUAGUCCGUCCAGUGACAAAAGGAGGCACUUUCUGCUCGUUCGGGACAACGAUGGUCGCAAUUUUCUAGAGCCGCAGAUUUUGCUACAACACCUACGCGUCAAGACGACUCCCCUAAAAUACCUGAAAUACAACGCGCAGCGCAUAGAAAGAAGUUGUAAGGUUGUCGACUCAGCGGCGUCCUCUGUAAAGCCACGGCGGUCUAAAUGGAGGAUCACAGAAUGACUUCUUCCUCAGAGUCCACGCUACAGAGGGGCUGCAUGCCGCAGCACAGCCCCAGAAGCAGCCCCGACAACUUAUUUGGAGUGAGGGUGCAAGUUCAAGGGAUUAAAGGUCAUUCUUAUGUGGUUCUGAACAAUGGCAGCCAGGAGAGCCACAAGAAUGUCUCGGCCCACCUGUCAGAGUACAACCUAGCUGUUAUGAGGCGUCCAGUGGGAAGGUCUGUGGAGGAGGAAUCCAGUAAUAGACUGGGUUCGUGCAGAGAUUCUCCCUCGAAGUCACAGAGAACUACAACCUCCUCCAUGUUUAAUUAUAAGAGACACCCAGAGAUACUCAAACCUUAUGACCCUCAAAACAACAACCUCGAACCCCUCAUUCCAUCACAAACAGCCGCAGUUUCCCUACCAGGUCAAUUACACAGUAAUAUCCGACCUGAGACAACCCAGGUAGCCAAUGUGUCCAAAACCAGAAUCCCUCUGCCUGCUGAAGGUUCAAGACAAGACCAAAGUGAGGCCCAGACCCAGGCACCUUUCAUGGGUGUCAAAAUUCCUGCCAGGCCCCCCAACCCUGUGAACAUGGACUCCAUAUCAUCUGUAGGGAAACUGAUAGACCAGUUUAAUAGUCCCCAGUGGAGGGGAAGGCGUGGUCCAAGGAACAGGGUGAACGCUGAAGACCGUAAAAGGUCACGCAGUGUUGACAGCAACCAACCAUCAGUCUCCUCUCCCCCUGGCGUGGCCCUCUCUCUGACGGAUGUCAAGAGCAAGACCUUAGGUGGGACAGGUGCCCCUGAACCACCCAGAGACAGGUUCUUCAGCCAAGACCCAACUGUGGCAAAGCGGAGAGAGGAGAGCAACUCACCUACACAGCUGUUUAAAGCGCAGUGUGGAAAGGAGGCAGCAUGUACACUGCCGGCCAAAAGGCUCAACAGAGUGGAGAAAUCUCCUCUGUUAAGAUCAGUAUCUACUAACCACACGGAUGAAUCUGAUGAGCGAGACGCCCAGGUCACUCCUGAUAUUCUGAGAGGACAGCAAGAGCUUUCGGUUGACCCAAACGAAGACACAGCAAAACAGAUACUGUUUACUUACCUCAAAGAUGGGACAACCGAUAACGACUCCACCACCCAAAUGAAAGUCAAUUUGGUGUUUGAUAAAGUCAACAAAUUGAAGUGGAAGACCGCUGAAAAUGUGGAGGAGGAGGAGGAGAAAGACUAUGCUGCAGAGGCAAAGGCUUUGCAGGAGAAAAAGACAGAACUGGAGAAAGAGCUGUGUGAGUUGAAGACACAGCUACAGGUUGAGACCAAGAAUGAAAGAACUCUAGCAAAAGCCUGUGAAAAGGCCAGGACAGAGAAGAAAAACCUUCAGGAGGAGUUGGUCAGAUGCCAAACAGAUCUCUCGAAACUCAGAGAAAGACUGGCUGAAAUGGAAGCAGAGCUUCAGUCUACCAAACAGGGGCUGGCGUGUAUGAAAGCAGAGAGAGACAGGUCGAAAACAGAGAUGAAAGACCUUCAGCAUCAACUGUCUGAGAUGCACGACGAGCUGGACCAUGCCAAAAAAGUCGAGGCGAUCAACACAGAGAAAGAAGUCCUUCUCAAAGAAAUAGUCCAGCUGCGUCUGGAUUUUCAGGAGAGCCUUAAGGUGCAGGAGGAGCAGGAGGAGGCGAUGCACCGGAGAGAGAGGGAGCUCAGUGCCCUGAAGGGCGCGCUGAAAGAGGAAGUGGAAACCCAUGACAGAGAGAUGGCCGCUCUGAAGGAAGAAUAUGAGCAGGAGGUUCAGAAGGUCCUGAGAGCUGUAGAACAGGCAAAAGGGAGCAACGCUCUCCUUCAUCAAGAGAAGGUAGAGGUAGAGGAGGAGAGAGGGGCAGCAACAGCCCGAGCAAAAGAACUGAGCCUGGAGAGAGAUCAGCUGAAAGGACAGGUGGAGGAGCUGCAAACCAAGGUGGAUAAGCUCCAUCACACAGUCCAGGAGUCCAAAGCCUUGAAGAAACAACUCGAGCAAAGAGCGGACCAACUGGAGAGGGAGAAGCAGCGGGUUGAAGUGAAGCUCGUGGAUGUGAGGAGGAAGGAGGAUGAGAUGAGUCGAUCUAACCAAUCCCUGCUCACACGCCUGGAAGAUGUACAGAGCGAGCUGACCAGAGUCAACCAUAAGCACAAAGAGCUGAAAGAGAGGCUGGAGGAAGAGAGGAAACAAACAGAGGAGCUGCUGAAGACAAAGAGCAAGCUGGAGGAGGAGAAGAUGCUGCAGGACAGUACUGUGGAGCAGCUACAGAGGACGAUGAAUAAUAUCAUGGAGGAGUGCGAGUCAUCGACUGAGGUACUUCAGAGCCAGGUGGACGAGGCCAGGGAGAGGAGUCAGAGGGAACUGGCCGAGCUGCAGAAACAGCUGCAGGAAAAGGGAGUGGAGCUGGAGAAAUCCCGACUGACAGCCAAAAAACUGCAGGAAGAGCUGCUUUCUCUCGAGGAGGACUUGCAGAGGUGUCGCAGGGCGCAACAGGAGGCCCAGCUGAGGGGCAGGCAGCUGGAGCAGAGAAUGGAGGAGCUGGAAAAGAGGAGCACAUCCACGGUGGAGGAGCGAGCCCGGCAGAUUAAGCUCAUGGAGGGGCGCAUCGGUCAGCUGGAAGCGGACCUAGGUGAGGAGCGUAGCAGUGCUGACCGCCUCAUGGAGAGACUCGACAAAAGCAAGGAGCAGAUGGACCAGAUAAGGACGGAGCUGAUUCAAGAGAGAGCGGUCAGACAAGACCUCGAGUGCGACAAGCUGAGCCUUGAGAGACAGAACAGAGAUCUGAGGGGCAGGGUGACUCAUUUGGAAGGAUCCCAGAGAACUAAUCAGGACUCGGCGAUCGCCAAACUUAACAGCCGUAUACAAGAGUUAGAGGAGAAGCUGCAAGAAGAGGAAAUUGAUAACAAUAACCUGAAACAAGCAAACCGCAAACUGGAGCGGAAGGCGAAGGAGAUGAAGAUGCAAGUGGACGAAGAACAUAUCACUCUGCUGAGCCAGAGCGACCAGCUGACUCAGAGGCUGAAGACGGUGAAGAGGCAGAUGGAUGAGGCGGAGGAGGAGAUCGAGCGUCUGGAGCAUGCUAAGAAGAAGUUACAGAGAGAUCUGGACGAGCAGAUCGAGGCCAAUGAACAGCUCCACAGCCAAGUCAGCGCACUGCGCAGUGAGAUGAGGCGAAAGAAGAAAUCGGCUCCAGUCAUGAGGAUCGUGGAGGAUGACGAGGAUGUGGGUGACAUGGCGUCUGACUGAUCGACUUUGUCCCGAGAGCCAAACCAGGCGGACCGUUCUGAACACGAUUAGGAGACAUUGAAAUUACUAUGACAAAUCUUUUGUUAUAUUAUUUUCAGCUGAGGUGUGUGACUGCAUAAUGCUUCCUGUUGUUGAUACCAAUGAGUUUUGCCAAGACUGCCCUCUAGUGGUGACACGUGAACCUCACUAUUCAAGCACAAUUCUGAUGAACACCAGUGACAUUGGAGCAGUGCACAUCACUGCAGGGCUGUGUGUCUAUGGCCUUUUUUUUUCUACCUUAAGUUAUUGCAUCUUUGUGCGAUAUGGUGCAAAUAGCACAUCUUUUGUACAUGAAUACUUGUACUGAAAGGCUAUUUUAGCAUUCAAUCAUAUUCAUACACAGACUGAAAUUCUCAAAACUUGAAUUAAUCUAAUGCUAUGCAGUUCCUAAUCUAAUGCUAUGCAGGACUGUUAUAAUCUGUGCUGCUUUGUUUUUGUUUUUUUGUCGCGCUUUGUGUGACUUACACAACUUAAUAAAGAAAACGACAG